AUGAGUAGUUGGACCAACUUCUUACAAUCUAGUAAUGAGUAUGAGAAAGGUGUGGAGGAUUAUUUAGAUAAAGCGUUUUCUACUCAAGCAAUUGGUGAUCAGAUUACUUGCCCGUGUAAGGUGUGUUAUCACCGCUUUUGGCAUCGUAGAGAGACAAUAUUCAAUCAUUUGAUUGUAAACGGGAUCGAGCCUGGCACUGGAGGAUGGCAUUGUUAUGAAAAGGAGAUGUGGCAUAAAAGGUAUGAAGGGGUUGGAGAUGAGCCAAAUGAUGAGGCUAAGAAGUUCUAUAAGUUAGUUGAAGAUGGAAAACAAGAGCUAUAUCCUGGCUGCAAAAAUUUUUCAAAGCUAUCAUUUCUCAUUCGUUUUUACCUUUUGAAGUGUACUCAUGGGUUAACUAAUGUAGCAACUUCAGAUAUUUUGGAUUUUAUCCGAGAAGUGUUACCAGAUGCAUCCAAAGUGCCUAACUCUUUUAAUGAGGCAAAAAAAUUGAUAAAAGAUAUGGUUCUUCAUUAUGACAAGAUUGAUGCAUAUCGUAAAGAUUGUAUGCUGUAUUGGAAGGAGCAUGAAGCAGCGACGUCUUGCCAUGUUUGUCAUGCUUCAAGGUGGAAAGAAACAGAGACUGAAAACCAAGAUGAUAUUAACAAUCAGCCAUCUAAGAAAGUGCAUAAUGUCCCUGCAAAAGUUCUUUGGCAUUUUCCUCUUAAACCAAGGCUUCAAAGGUUGUACAUGUGUUCAGAAACAGCAGAGCUAUUGAAGUGGCAUGAUGAAGAAAGAGAUAAAGAUGAGUUAUUGAGGCAUCCGGCUGAUGGUGAGGCGUGGAAAGAGUUUGAUCUAAAGUACCCAAAUUUUGCUAAAGAAGCACGUAAUGUUCGUUUGGGGCUUGCAAGUGACGGAUUUAAUCCAUUUCGAACUAUGAGCACACAACAUAGUACAUGGCAUGUUGUUCUAAUUAAUUACAACUUACCACCAUGGUUGUGUAUGAAGCCAGAAUUCUUGAUGUUGUCUCUCCUUAUUCCCGGGCCCACCUCUCCUGGGAAUGACAUUGAUGUCUACCUUCAACCAUUGGUUCAAGAACUUAAAGAUCUGUGGGAGUAUGGGUUGGACACCUAUGACGCGGAGAAGAGACAAACAUUCAAGAUGCAUGCAGCUUUACAAUCAACGACCAGUGACUUUCCAGGUUAUGCUAUUUUAUCUGGUUGGAGCACCAAAGGGAAGUUUGCAUGCCCCUAUUGUCACUACGAGAUUGAUCAUCAUCACUUGAAUAAUAGUAACAAAUCUUGCUACUGUGCUCAUCGUCGAUGGUUAGAUGAAAAUCAUCCUUGGCGGCAUGAUAUGUAG
Molecule: messenger RNA, 1338 nt
Organism: Spinacia oleracea (spinach)
Lineage: Eukaryota; Viridiplantae; Streptophyta; Magnoliopsida; Caryophyllales; Amaranthaceae
Exons: 2
Coding region: 1-1338 (445 amino acids)
Source: RefSeq, a predicted model, not a curated record